AUGAGUGGAAGAGGCAAAACCGGCGGUAAAGCCCGCGCAAAGGCCAUUGCACACCGAACUCGCUCCUCCAGGGCGGGACUGCAGUUCCCUGUUGGCCGUGUCCACAGGCUCCUCCGUAAAGGAAACUACGGCGAGCGCGUCGGUGCUGGAGCUCCUGUUUAUCUGGCGGCGGUACUCGAGUACCUCACCGCUGAGAUCCUGGAGCUGGCCGGAAACGCCGCCCGGGACAACAAGAAGACCCGCAUCAUCCCCCGUCACCUGCAGCUGGCGGUGCGUAAUGACGAGGAGCUCAACAAACUUCUGGGCGGAGUGACCAUCGCUCAGGGCGGCGUGCUGCCUAACAUCCAGGCCGUGCUGUUACCUAAGAAGACCGAGAAACCCGCCAAAACUAAGUAAACUCGAGUGUGUUUAAUCCAGACUUAAAGGCUCUUUUAAGAGCCACCCAUUUUAUCUGAUAGAGAGUGAAUUUUCCGUUAAUAAUAUUUAUAAACACUAAAGGUAAUUGGUGGAGGGAGAACAUGACCCAACAAACCAAUAAAACAUGAUUGCUCUACAUCAUCGACCGU
This is a messenger RNA of Pimephales promelas (fathead minnow), 566 nucleotides long. Lineage: Eukaryota; Metazoa; Chordata; Actinopteri; Cypriniformes; Leuciscidae. The record is from RefSeq and is a predicted model, not a curated record.